Messenger RNA from Arabidopsis arenosa, 874 nucleotides. Lineage: Eukaryota; Viridiplantae; Streptophyta; Magnoliopsida; Brassicales; Brassicaceae. The record is from the annotation of a GenBank genome assembly.
CGAUAACAAAAACAAUCACAGAGAGAAAAACAAUGGCUUGUAUUCACAUCGAAUCAUCACAUCCAUGGAAGACACACUCUGUCCAAGUGAAGAAACCAACAAAUGUUGAUGUUACAUCGAACACAGUCUUACCAGAACACCACCACGACGGUGGGGACGGAGGAAUCCAAGAAACGUGGGCUGCGAUCGGAAAAUCCGGCGGCGGAGGAGGAGGCUAUUUCGCCGGCGAGAGUAGGAAUAAGAAGCUGGAGAAGAAGAAGAGCCAAGUGUUGCUUGAGGGAUACGCGUUGGAUGAUAAAGAUGAUUUGACGAGAGCCAAGAGUUUAACGGAUGAUGAUCUUGAGGAGCUUAAAGGUUGUUUAGAUCUAGGGUUUGGUUUUAGCUACGAUGAGAUCCCUGAGCUUUGCAACACUUUGCCUGCGUUAGAGCUUUGUUACUCCAUGAGCCAGAAGUUCUUAGAUGAUAAGCAACAAAAUCACCACAAGUCCCCGGAGAUGUCUUCGGGAGAGGAUUCGCCUCCACCACCGACCACGACCGCUCCAAUUGCAAAUUGGAAGAUCUCUAGCCCUGGUGAUGAUCCAGAUGAUGUAAAAGCUAGACUCAAAUAUUGGGCACAAACUGUUGCUUGCACCGUACGAUUGUGCAGCUGAACAAGAACCGAUCUUCGUGUAUUCGUGUUUGUGGUUGAACCAGAAAAAGACCUUUUUUGCAAGAAUGAAGUCUCUGCCAUUGUUAGCUGAGAAUAGACCUGCAAAUGGGUCUGUUGAUGAACUGGUUUGGCUUUUACUUUAGCAUGCUAUGUAUGUUAUGUGUUUUAGUAGUAUUCUUUGUCUUUAUGAUUAUAACGAUUUGGAAAUAAAUGUGUCAAGUGAAU